CAAAUUUGUUCUCAUAUUAUUACAUGCAAGUAGAAACUUUGUUGUUUGGUGUAGUUGCUUAUUGGUUAAUGGAAUACAAUCGUGAUUCGUGUAUGUGGUAUUGAGAAAAUCUAACUCGGGUGGUUCUUACAUUGAUAAUUUUGUCAAAAAGUUUUAUUAUUUGGUCUGUGAAUUUCAUCAGUACCCAUAUGACUCGUUCCCAUGAAGUAACGGUAAUCGGUAUUUGCUUUUCAAAAAUCUCUUUCACAGAGUUCCAAUUGGGAUAUUGUGGGUUGUGUUUCAUGAGGAACUUGGACUGUAGUUUGUUGAAAUUGGGAUAAAAUCAUGGCUAUGAGUCAUGUCAAAACAUUUAGAAGCAUUAUCAAUACCAGCGAAGCAGUUGGGAUAGUGUCACGACGAACAUUUGCUAUUGGGGGCGGUAAAGCAAAGAAGGGUUCAAAAGGUGCUGCUCAAGGCGAUGCACCAAAAGCAUCAAAUCUGGACAAAGAAGUUAAGUCUACUACAGUUGUCGGAGCAAAUAUUCUCAAAGACGGAACAGAUCCUAAGAUCUUGCCAGAUGCUGAGUACCCUGAUUGGUUGUGGCGUCUACUUGAUAAACGCCCAGCAUUGAGUGAAUUAAGUAGGAAGAACAUUGAAACUCUCCCUUACGAAGAUCUCAAACGCUUUGUUAAGCUGGAUAACCGAGCAAGGAUUAAGGACAACAACUCUCUUAAGGCCAAGAACUAGUUAGAUAUUUUUUGGUUUGCAAAGAAAUGAACUGAAAAUCAUCAUCAUCAAAAAGGCUGCUUCUGGGUUCGUGUAUGAUUCCAGGGCAGGUUAGAUGUACUUUUCUGUGGAAAUGCUCUUUUGUAUGUUUUGAGUAAUCUCAGUCUUGGAAUUAACUUUUAUUGAUUGCCUCUUCACUGAACAAAUUGGGAAAAA
This is a messenger RNA of Prunus avium (sweet cherry), 921 nucleotides long. The record is from RefSeq and is a predicted model, not a curated record. Lineage: Eukaryota; Viridiplantae; Streptophyta; Magnoliopsida; Rosales; Rosaceae.